Chenopodium quinoa (quinoa) is the source of this 1823-nucleotide messenger RNA. Its product is annotated as transcription initiation factor TFIID subunit 8-like. Bases 396 to 1541 code for a protein of 381 amino acids. Gene Ontology annotation, molecular function: protein heterodimerization activity. Lineage: Eukaryota; Viridiplantae; Streptophyta; Magnoliopsida; Caryophyllales; Amaranthaceae. The transcript has a single exon. The record is from RefSeq and is a predicted model, not a curated record. Gene Ontology annotation, cellular component: transcription factor TFIID complex.
ACCAUUUAUUCCGUCAUAUUGCGGCGUCAGAAUUACGCAAUUGGCCGGAUACUGGAGGUUCCGGCUGAGAUUGUGCAGGUUCCGCCAACAUGUCGCCGUCGUUGGGAAGAGGAAACGAUUGCAAUUCAAUUUUGGGCGGAAAAAUCAUAUAACUAUCAAGAAAUCAAAUUAAUUAUGAUGGGCCCACUUUCAUGUUUAUUUAUAUAAUCAUGUAAAAGACAUUUAUACCCCUGUUUUUGGACAUAUAUUCCCAGUUUGCCAUAGUACCGGAGAGAGGGGAGUUUAUUUCAUGUUCUGAGCACUCCUCCAAAUUCCAAACCCUUUACUUCAAUUUUCUGGAAAAAAAAAAAGGAAGUUGUGAAUAAAAUUGAGAAAUUAGGGUUUUCCGAUUAAAUAUGAGCGAUGGAGGUGAGAAGAUUAAGAGAGAGAAUGAAGAUAAUGACAGCAAAAGAGAUAGAAGAGCAAUAUUAUCAAUUGAAAGAGCUGAACCUGACGAUUAUGGUCGAGCUGUUUCGAAGAUGGCAGUUGCCCAGAUUUGCGAAGGGGUUGGUUUUGAAGCCAUCAAACAAUCUGCUUUGGUAGCAAUUUCUGAUAUUGCGGUUCGAUUCAUUUGCGACUUAGGCAAAUCUGCUUCUUUUUAUGCUAAUUUAGCUGGUAGAUCAGAAUCCAACCUUUUCGACAUUGUUAAGGGUUUGCAAGAUUUUUCUGGGUUUUCUGAGAACAAUAUUGUUGAUCAGAUGUCUGGUUUUGUGCGCACUGUUGAAGAUAUUGAAAUCCCUUUUGCACACCCAAUUCCAAGGUUUCCUGUUCCUGUCACGAAAAAUUCAAGGAAAUUGCAAACGCCAAGCUUCUUGCAAAUGGGUGAAACUCCGAGCAGUAAGCAUAUACCCGAUUGGUUGCCGGCUUUUCCAGAUCCUCAUACUUAUAUUCAAUCACCUGUUUGGAGUCAAAAGAAAUUGGAUCUUCGGAUUAGUAAAGGGGAGCAAGCCAGACAGAGAAGAAAGGCUGAGCGAUCCUUGUUGAAUUUGCAGCAACGCUUGUUAUCCAAUGGUUUAGCUGGACCUUCAGGGUCAGGCCCUCCUCAUGUUAAUGAUGGGGAGAGGAGUAUGGGAGUUCCGAUAGGGGAUAACCCGUUCCUCGCCCCGCCAUUGCCGCCACCACCACCACCUGGGAAGAAUGCUUAUGAAAAUGGUGUUAGUGAGAGGAAACAUGUGUUGGUGAAGGAGACGUUUGCUCCUGCCAUUGAUGCCCUGAAGGGGAAUACCGAUGAUGGAGGAUUGGAUACGGAUGCAAUGGAGAUAGAUAGGAGAGUGGUUCCGAAUUCGAUUCCAGUGAAAAGGAGGCCAGUGGUAAAUUUCAAGUUGAAGGCUGGUAAGAAAAUGUUAGUAGAGGAUUUGGAUAUACAUCUUAGGAGCAAGGUUAGUGAAAAGAGGACAUCAAUGUUGGGAAGGGAUGAUGAUAAGGAUGACAAGAAAAGGAGAGCUGAAUUCAUUCUAAGGCAGUCUUCAAUGGAUAAUCCUCAGGAACUGUCUCAGAUGUAAAUUAGAUUUUAGCUGCCUUUCUGUAAUUGGAUUCUUUGUAGGUAUAGGAAAUACCCUCAGGCCAGUUUCUGAAUGGGGUGAUUGUAUUUUACACAUUGGUACGUCAUCUUUCUAGCUUUUAGAUUGUAGCUGUAUUUUUCUCUCUCCCUUGACAAUUUUGGAGACACUUGUACUACAAUUCUUUGAAAAUUGAGUCUUUUUUCAUCUUUGUAACUUCCUGAUAUCCAAAAAAUACAAAUUAAUUGUAUUAUUUGAUGUAGUGUUGAUGAAAAUUAAGUUUCU